Salarias fasciatus (jewelled blenny) is the source of this 1766-nucleotide messenger RNA. It is a transcript of the gene farsa, whose product is annotated as phenylalanyl-tRNA synthetase subunit alpha. The record is from RefSeq and is a predicted model, not a curated record. Gene Ontology annotation, molecular function: ATP binding; phenylalanine-tRNA ligase activity; tRNA binding. The coding region runs from base 27 to 1520 and encodes 497 amino acids. The transcript has 13 exons. NCBI's taxonomy places the organism in Eukaryota, Metazoa, Chordata, Actinopteri, Blenniiformes, Blenniidae. Gene Ontology annotation, cellular component: phenylalanine-tRNA ligase complex; cytoplasm; cytosol. Gene Ontology annotation, biological process: phenylalanyl-tRNA aminoacylation.
UCUUCCGGUCCUCGCGUCGCUGCAGCAUGGCGGACACCGGCGUGUUGGAGACGCUCCUGCAGCGGGUAGAGAAGGCGGACGGCGGCGUGGACAGCCUGGACGUGGCGUCCAGCCUCGGGGUGGACCACCAGGUCAUCGUCGGGGCGGUGAAGAGUCUGCAGGCCGUCGGGGAGAUCAUCUCGGCGGAGCUGCGCUCCUCCAAACACUGGGAGCUGACGGAGGAGGGCACCGAGAUCGCCGAGCAGGGCAGCCAUGAGGCCCGGGUGUUCGGCUGCGUCCCGCCGGAGGGGCUGGCGCAGAGCGAGCUCAUGAAAAUGUCUUUUGGGAAGAUCGGCUUCAGUAAAGCCAUGUCCAACAAGUGGAUCCGAGUGGACAAGACUCAGGAGGGCGGCCCCAGGAUAUUCAGAGCUGUGGAGACGGCGGGGGACCAGGUGAGACAGAAGCUGCUCCAGGUGCAGAAGGGAGACACAGCUCAGCUGGACGAGAAGGAGAAGAACGAGCUGAAGAAGAGGAAGCUGCUCUCAGAAGUGACGGUGAAGUCUUACUGGAUCUCGAAGGGCAGCUCCUUCAGCACCACCGUCACCAAGCAGGACACAGAGCUCACCCCGGAGAUGAUCGCCUCCGGCAGCUGGAAGGAGAAGAAGUUCAAGCCGUAUAACUUCGAGGCGCUGGGCGUGGCUCCGGACUGCGGACACCUCCACCCGCUCAUGAAGGUGCGAACGCAGUUCCGGCAGAUCUUCCUGGAGAUGGGGUUCACUGAGAUGCCGACCAACAACUUCAUCGAAAGCUCCUUCUGGAACUUCGACUCGCUCUUCCAGCCUCAGCAGCAUCCGGCCCGAGACCAGCACGACACCUUCUUCCUGUCCGACCCGGCGCUGGCCCGGGACUUCCCUCAGGACUACCUGGAGAGAGUGAGGAGGAUCCACUCGGAGGGCGGCUACGGCUCACAGGGGUACAAGUACGACUGGAAGAUCGAGGAGGCUCAGAAGAACAUCCUGCGCACUCACACCACGGCCGUCAGCGCUCGCAUGCUGUACAGACUGGCUCAGCAGGAGAAGUUCACGCCCGUCAAAUACUUCUCCAUCGACCGGGUGUUCAGGAACGAGACGCUGGACGCCACGCACCUGGCCGAGUUCCACCAGAUCGAGGGCGUGGUGGCCGACUACGGGCUGACCCUGGGGGACCUGAUGGGCGUCCUGCACCAGUUCUUCACCAAGCUGGGAAUCACCAAGCUGCGCUUCAAGCCGGCCUACAACCCGUACACCGAGCCCAGCAUGGAGGUCUUCAGCUACCACGAAGGGCUGAAGAAGUGGGUGGAGGUGGGAAACUCGGGGGUCUUCAGGCCAGAGAUGCUGCUGCCGAUGGGCCUUCCAGAGGACGUGUCUGUGAUCGCCUGGGGCCUGUCCCUGGAGAGACCCACCAUGAUCAAAUACGGCAUCAACAACAUCCGGGAGCUGGUGGGACACAAGGUGAACCUGCAGAUGGUCUACGACAGCCCCAUCUGCCGCCUGGACUCCUGAGGCCCCCGACAGGUGACCCCUACACCCCCCCAACGUGAAAACACCCCGCGGCUGCUCUCCGGUCAAAGGUCGGCGGCGCCGCGCUCACACAGGUUAUUUAUGAAAGAGCUCAGACUUUCCCCAAAACUCAAAACGUCCGCACAAAUUACACUUCUUUUUUCAAACUUUCAUCACUUCAGAAAUAAACUUGUACAGGAAAGAGAGAACUUUUGGACAACGCCAAUAAAAAAACUUGUUUUCCAGCAA